GCAAAAUACAAUUUACAACGCUUUAGCGCAACACGACAAAAAACCCAGCAAGAUACAAUACUAAUGUAGCAAAAAAAUUCAAAAAAAUAAUGAAACCAUAACAAAAAAGACAUUUUUUUUAGUAGCAAAGUGAUGAUGAUGGUGGUGGUGAGGUAAUGGAGGUGAGCUGAAAAGAUCAAACCUUUUAGAAAUGAGUUCUUAAGAAGAUAUAUGUAACAACAUCACCCAGACUGAAUUCUUUAUUGGUUUUGUUAACAGAAAAACAGCAAGAUCCAAAAGAGAAAAGAGUGAGCUUGUGAGAGAGAAGAGAGAGCGAGAGAGAGGUUCUAUUGGAAGAAGGAAGGAAAGGGAGAGACAUGCACAAAUCAAAGCUUGGAAGAACAAUACCCACUUGUUUUCAAUAGUCUUCCUAUCCUUCUCCCAGCACCCUCAUUGGGAACAAAUGCUUAUGAUUUGAAGUUCUUUCAUUGCGACAAGUGAAAAUGGAAUGGUUUCUCAUCAUUUUCAUAAUUUUCAUAUAUACUUUCCGAGCUGAGUGAACAUUAUCACAUCAAAGCAAAAUUCGUUAGAAAUUUGUAGCAUAUUAAUCAAUUUGAUAGCAUGAGUGAAUGCAACUUCAGAUUAUGAACUGCAAUAGGGUGUGUGGAGCUCAUAACAAAUUUCUAUUUAUUUAUAUCAUAAUUCUUUCCUUGGAAGUAAGUUUCUCUUGUGUAAUUUUUGAUGGCUCUGUGAAUCUGUAGGAGACUCUUAGCGAGCCUUCUUUUUCCACCACUUGAUAUUUAUAUUUAAAUUUGGUAGUGUACCAUGUUUGCUUAAGGUCAAGUUGCUUUCUAUAUUUGUUCCUUCUUGACUUUAGAAGUCUACUUAUAUCAGUUUAUAAAUUUUCCAAUACCUGGUGAAAGAAGCCUUGCAAUCAUUUAUUUCUAUCUUUUCUAAUUUAAAUAUCUAACUCUGUGACAAUGUGUGGUUUGUUGCUAGGUCACUGAUGUGUUAGUACGCUAAAAAUAGCAGCAAGGAUUUCUUCCUAACAUUUUUAAAGAUCCUUUUUGGGCUUUCCUUAUAAGUCAGGACAUUUUGGACAGUGUUUACAGUAAUGCAAAACUUGCAUAGAAAGGAUUCUGCUGUAAGUUCUCAUUCGAUGUGCACAUAUGUUGUUCAGUGUUCAUCUUGGGGAAACUCAACUGAAUCUUAUGUUCAGCAAUCAUCCAUGUCUGAAAGUUUAAGCCUGAAGAUGGGAGUUCUGCCUCAACACUUUCACAACACCAAGCAGCUAAGUUUUCAAUUUCAAGACCAGGACUCAUCAUCAACUCAAUCAACUGGUCAAUCUUACCCUGAAGUGGCUAGUGCUGGAGAAAGCAAUGUUUAUGGGAAAAGUUUAAUUUCGGCAUCAUCAGGAGGUAAUGAAACUCACGGGAAGCAUGUUGGAGGUCAUGCUAAAUUAGCCUCCUCAAUAGGAACUCAAGAAUAUGUCUUCCCUUCUUCACAAGUUGACUAUAGAAAAUCAAUUGCUCAUUUUCCACUGCAUUAUUCUGAAACAUUAUCUGGAGGUGUGCUGGCUGCUGCCUAUGGACCACAAGCUAUGCAGAUUGAUCAUCCUCAUAUGAUGGCUAUGGUUCCUGCUCGAGUUCCACUGCCUCUGCAGCUUACAGAAGAUGAACCUAUUUAUGUUAAUGCAAAGCAGUAUCAGGCUAUUCUCAGGCGAAGACAGUAUCGUUCAAAGCUUGACGCUCAGAACAAACUCAUCAAAGUUCGAAGGCCGUAUCUGCACGAGUCUCGACAUAUUCACGCUUUAAAAAGAGCUAGAGGAAAUGGUGGGCGAUUUCUCAACACAAAGAAAGUCCAAGAAUCCAAGUGUAUUCCGACAAGCAAUGGAUUGGACAUGUCCAGGUCUCCUCAGCUACAUUUGUCUGCGAACAUCUCCAAAUCAGAAGUUCAUCAGCUGCAAAAUUACAAAGAUGCUGCUUCCGCCACUUCUUGCUCUGAUGUCACAACUGCUUCCAACAGUGACGAAAUGUUUCAGCAGCCAGAUUUGAGGUUCUCUGGCUAUCCUUUCAACUUUAGUGGAGGCAUGCCAGGUCAUACUGAUGAUAUACAUGGUGGUGGUGGUGGUGGCAACCUCCAUCAUCUUUCUGGUCUUUGCUGAUAGAUGAGUUAACAAAUUCUCGUCUAAGCAGUCCGUAUUUGGUGCUUCAAUGAAAAAUUCGGCUGCUUUGUCCCCAUGGGAAGUCAUCCUUGGCUCUGUUUAGUUUACUUCGCCUGUCAUCACAAACUGUUUCAAACCAUGGACAUGGAGUUAUUUCUAGCCGGAACUUGUAACUUGCAAUAUUUUACUGUUUAUUUUUUGGGUUAAGAGUUUUGGUGAUUGGUGACAUUAUUCAACAUCAAUGCCUGGCAUUGGCAUAUACAUAUUUCUUUUUUUUUUUUGGUUUCAAAGGGGACAGAGUCCUACUAGUUGAGGGGGAAACGUUGGAGUCGAAUCCCAUCUGACGUCUUCUUAAGGCUUUGUUGGCCGGGUGAAGAAGUUGAAGACUAUACAUAUUUCAAUUUCCAUAUACUAACUCUGCAUGCUUUAUGAAAUU
Molecule: messenger RNA, 2579 nt
Organism: Durio zibethinus
Lineage: Eukaryota; Viridiplantae; Streptophyta; Magnoliopsida; Malvales; Malvaceae
Source: RefSeq, a predicted model, not a curated record